Molecule: messenger RNA, 330 nt
Organism: Loa loa (African eye worm)
Lineage: Eukaryota; Metazoa; Nematoda; Chromadorea; Rhabditida; Onchocercidae
Exons: 3
Coding region: 1-330 (109 amino acids)
Source: RefSeq, a predicted model, not a curated record
AUGGCGGCAUCACCAACAACCUUACCAUUUCCAUAUUAUCGUAGCAAUACAACUUGCAGUCGUUAUUGUUCACACUCCUUAACAAAUACAUUCGCUGACGGACGACGUGGGAAUUUGCGAAUAUACGUAGCAACACCACUACACUUACGCAAACCACGCACCCACAUCCUAGCGAACCCACUUCCGACAUGCCAACCACAAAAAUGCCUAAAUUCAACACCGAAAACAAAACAUCAAGCCGUCCCUCUGGGUGACCCGACCAACGUGAGGCGAUAUGAAAUUGCUUACACUAUGCGGCACGGGCCGCAUAAUCAUCGAAAACCAAUCUGA